Molecule: messenger RNA, 4155 nt
Organism: Hyla sarda
Lineage: Eukaryota; Metazoa; Chordata; Amphibia; Anura; Hylidae
Product: gastrula zinc finger protein XlCGF17.1-like
Exons: 3
Coding region: 41-1132 (363 amino acids)
Biological process (GO): regulation of transcription by RNA polymerase II
Molecular function (GO): RNA polymerase II cis-regulatory region sequence-specific DNA binding; DNA-binding transcription factor activity, RNA polymerase II-specific
Source: RefSeq, a predicted model, not a curated record
AGCACCAGAGAGGUGUCCCCGUCCUCUUGAUAAGCAGAAUAUGGAGGACAUUACUACUGGGAAAGAUCUGAUCUAUAUUAAGGCUACAGACAUAAAGGAAGAAGAUGAAGAGACAGAUGUGAGCGGUGAUGAGCAGUAUAAGGAGGACAUUCAUACAGAUAACCGCCCAGAUUCUUGUACCAGGAGAUCAGAGGAGAAUCUUAUAUCUUCAGAUUAUAAAGCAGAUGAUGAUAUCACACAAGAUACAUAUGAAGAACAUUCCAUUAUCCCAGAUACACCCUCAGCCCUUCACAGCCAAGAUCUGUCAUCUCAUCCUUAUAUACAGGUCCUGUCUUCUCAGUCAUCACAGGAUGUUCAGCUAAAUAAAAGCCACAGAAGGGGUGUUGGACAUGAUGUUCAGCAAAAUAAGAGUCACAGAAGGAGUGUUAAAGAUAAAAGAGCUCAAAGAGAAAAGAAGCCAUUUUCAUGUUCAGAAUGUGGGAAAUCUUUUACUUCUAAAUCACAUCUAGUUGAACAUCAGAGAACUCACACAGGGGAGAAGCCAUUUGCAUGUGCAGAAUGUGGAAAAUAUUUCACUCAGAAAUCAUAUCUUGUUGAACAUCAAAGAACUCACACAGGGGAGAAGCCAUUUUCAUGUCCAGAAUGUGGGAAAUGUUUUCCUUUUAAAUCAGGUCUUGUUGUACAUCAAAGAACUCACACGGGAGAGAAGCCAUUUUCAUGUCCAGAAUGUGGGAAAUGUUUUACUAAUCAAUCAAGUCUUAUUCAACAUCAAAGAACUCACACAGGAGAGAAGCCAUUUUCAUGUCCAGAAUGUGGGAAAUGUUUUGCUCAGAAAUCAGAUCUUUUUAAACAUCAAAGAACUCACACAGGGGAGAAGCCAUUUUCAUGUGCAGAAUGUGCGAAAUGUUUUACUGAUAAAUCAACUCUUAUUCAUCAUGAAAGAACACACAUAGGGGAGAAGCCAUUUUCAUGUGCAGAAUGUGGGAAAUGUUUUACUUUGAAAUCAAAUCUUGUUCAACAUCAAAGAACUCACACAGGAGAGAAGCCAUUUUCAUGUGCAGAAUGUGGGAAAUGUUAUUCUGGGAAAUCACAUCUUGUUAAACAUAAAAGAACUCACACAUCUAUAUAUUAACCAUGUACAUAGGAUAGUUGACACUAAUACAUACUCAUAUAUUUAUACAAUAUAUGCUUCAUCUCCAAACUUGUUAUCAAUUUUUAAGAAGUUUUCUUUCUUAUAUGAUUUAUUAUUCUUAUAUUCAUCUCCGCACACUGGACUUAUAAUAAAUGUAAUAUUGUCCCUGACGUUGUAUAUAGGGAAUGUAACGUGUCAGUGUUGUCCCCGCCCCCUUCUCAUUAUGAUUAUAGAGACUUUAAUUCAAGGCAUCAGACAGGAUCCGCGCGUCUCCCUUGAAGAUCGUCUCUUCUGAACAUAAGACGCUGCAGAUACUUUUAUUUAUCACAAACCCUAGACCAGCGUUUCCCGUCUUGACGUCUAUUUUCGGUCUCAGAUCAUAAAAUCCAUUUUUCUAUAUGAGAAGUCGUCAAUAUGUCAGCGUCCCCCGGGUUCAGUAAACAUCGGUGUAAUUCUUUUCCUUUUCUUUGUCCUCCCCGGGGUAUAAAAUCCCUAGAGAUCUGAUCACAUCUGGUACAAGAUCUCUUUACUUCACACUUUGCGCCAUUAUUACACGGAUUGAAGACCCAGUUACACGCUCGUAAAUUCCCAUAUAUGUCGUGGAUUGGAAGGAAAAAGGUUCUUAAAUCUUAUAUUUACCAAUAAUAUUUUAUAUUUUUACAGUCCGUCCCUAUCAUAGUACGGAAUUGUUAUUUCUCUUCUAUCCGAUGGUUAUUUAGUAAUUUUGUUAUGAUUCAGAAGAGACCACGUGUCCCGUAUAGACGCUCACCCUGAAGACAUUAGACGGCGGUUUUGUGUUUCCGGAUUUACACACUUAUUAUAAAGCUUUUCCUUCGUCUGGAUUAUUAGAGCUCGUUCACUCUUCUUUUUCUCAUCCUCCCCUUUAUAUUCCUCCUCAUGUGGAUAUGGAAUUCUCCUCAGUCCGUCCUUCUAUAGGGCCCAUUUUGUGGCCCCCGCACUCCUCUUUGGCCUCUCUAGUUCUUUCCUCUUUUAUAUAUAACUUUGUCGGUAUUACGAGACUGCUCUACGACUGAUUCUGAUUUCCCUUCUCCCCUAACCCCACUUUCUUUACUCCCUAUGGUUAUUACUAAACACAUUUUCCCUCUUCCCCUUUGUGGGAACGUUUACAUUCUUUUACGUUACGAGAUUUAUAUUCUUCUACUAAGACUUUGGCCAUAGAGGAAUCUCAGGCUUUCUGGGGUUUUAUAAGUAAAUGUAUCUUUACUCUCCAAUGUUUUAAGCGUUAUACUAACAUACGUCCCUGAAAUUGGUUAGAGAGAUUGUAUUUAUUUCCUAAAUAAUAAUAAUAUCUAAGCUUUAUUCUUAUCUGAUUUCUUCUGCUCCUAAUAGUAACCAAAAUGCAUCUUAUAUGAGAAGAGGAGCUGAAUAUCCAACUCUCUGAAGAACAGAGCGGAUUUAUCUCUAGCGCUCACGUGGCUCCUCCCCCUGUAUUCGUAUACAGGAGAGUUUAUAUAAGUUAUAUUGUCGGGGGUAUGGGACUCCUCCUCUCCUUUUGUCACAUGGUAUUCCAGAAUCUUCUCAGUGCGAUGUCACAGGGGGAGGGGGGGGGCGUGUCUGUGAAGUCAUGAUCACAGCCUCCAGUUCCAAGAUUUCUGGACAAAAUGUACAGAACACUGGAGUACCCCUUUAAUCUCACACCUACUAUUGGUGACUAGACGUCUUAUUCCGAUAUACUAGAGAUCUUCUACCCCCUCCAGUCAUUUCCCAGCGGUGCAAAAAAAAGUUCCCAGUUAUUCAAAAUUGAGAAACCUGUUUCAUGGCAAAAUGUCUUGAACAAUUCCUUGGAGACUUGUUCUCUUUAGAUUACUUUUAGAACCUUUUCAUUAACACCUUAAGGACCAAGGGUGUACCUGUGUACCUAUGACCCCGUGUCAUAGCCGGGUGGUCCUGUGGCUAAUGCCGGACAUAACCGACCGUGGUUAUGCCCGGCAUUAACCCCUUAGACGCGGCGAUCAACUAAACCGUUCCUGGCAGCUCCUGAGAGGGAUGGGAGAGGGUGCCUACCUGCCUCCAUCUUUGUCCGAUCAGCAAAGCAUUGAACCGUAUAUGAAAUCAGUAGAUUGUAUGUACAGUAAUAGUCGCCUAUGGGGACUAAAUAAUGGUGCAAAAAUAGUUUAAAAAAAUUACAAAGUUGAUAAGUGAUUUAACCCCUUAAGGACGCAGCCCUUUUUCACCUUAAGGUCUGAGCCCUUUUUCGCAAUUCUGACCACCGUCACUUAACACAUUAAUAACUCUAAAACGCUUUUACCGAAUAUUCUGAUUCUGAGAGAGUUUUUUCGUGACAUAUUCUACUUUAUUUUGGUGGUAAAUUUCUUGCAUCCUUUUUUGGUGAAAAAUCCCAAAAUUUCAUGAAAAUUUAGCAUUUUUCUAACUUUGAAACUCUCUGCUUGUAAGGAAAAUGGAUAUUCCAAAUAAAUUUAAUUUUUAUUCACAAAUACAAUAUGUCUACUAUAUGUUGGCAUCAUAAAAUGGACAUAUUUUUACUUUUUGAAAAAAUUAGAGGGCUUCAAAGUAGAGCAGCAAUUUUCAAAAAUGUCAUGAAAAUUGCAAAAUCUGAAGGUACAGAUGUUACAGAACUACAACUCCCAGCAUGCCUAACAGUGGUCUCCAAACUGUGACCCUCCAGAUGUUGCAAAACUACAACUCCCAGCAUGCCCAGACAGCCUUUGGCUGUCUGGGCAUGCUGGGAGUUGCAGUUUGGCACCCACUAGGAAGGGCAGCAGUAAAUAUCGCUUACAGCCCCCUUCCUUCCUAAACCCCCACACACAAACGUUGUUUCCCUACCUGAGCCGUGAUCUCCGCUGAUGUCUCUGAUGAUCACAUCUGGUCCUCAGGUAAAGGCCUCCAUAUUCUCCCCCAGUUCUGCCCGAUAUCCAGGGGUGGGCAGAAUGAGGGGUUGCCAUGGCAACCCACUGUCCUGCGCUGCCAUUGGUCAGAAUCAGUUCCGAUCAGACCAGAUCAGCCCGGAAUAGCAGAAAAUUGAAUGUCUGAAUUGACAUGCG